Hirsutella rhossiliensis is the source of this 720-nucleotide messenger RNA. Its product is annotated as cytochrome p450 domain-containing protein. Bases 1 to 720 code for a protein of 239 amino acids. Lineage: Eukaryota; Fungi; Ascomycota; Sordariomycetes; Hypocreales; Ophiocordycipitaceae. The transcript has 5 exons. The record is from RefSeq and is a predicted model, not a curated record. Gene Ontology annotation, molecular function: iron ion binding; oxidoreductase activity, acting on paired donors, with incorporation or reduction of molecular oxygen; monooxygenase activity.
AUGAGCAACGAAGCAUUCCCCCCUGCCAUGGAACCUUCGUUCUCGCAUUCUGCGGCCAUCGCCUUGGGCGCCUUGAAUAAGGUUGUCUGGCUAUUGCUUCUGCUGAAGCGGGUGCCAGGUUUGAAUCGCCCAUACGUACAAUUACAUCAAUGGCUGUCUACACAAGUUAACCAAAGACGAAUGUGCAAGGAGCCUGCCGCAGACAUCUUGUCCUGGAUCCUGGCAGAGUUGGGCAACAAGGAGCCAGCUUGGCUAGAAUUCCAAAAUCUCAAAUGGGAUGCUUAUUUGAUCUUGAUGGCUGCAAGCGAAACAACAUCCCACACCCUCAGUUGUCUAUUCUUCGAGCUGGCCGACCAUCCCCAUGUCUGGACAAUCCUCCAGGAAGAGAUUGAUGAAUUAUAUGCCCAUGAGGAACAGCCAAGCCAAAUGGCCUUGGCAAAGCUUCCAUACCUCCAGGCAUGCAUCAAUGAAGCCCUACGUCUCUACCCAGUGCUUCCAUCAGGAGCGCAGCGGGUCGUCCCAGCCGCUGGGCUGCAGCUGAAGAAUGCUUUUAUUCCGGGAAAUACUAUUGUGCAAAUGCCGUUUUACACGAUCUACCGAGAUGAGCGGCUUUUCGACCAGGCCGAUAAUUUCAUUCCGGAACGAUGGACAUCGAAGACAGAGUUGGACGAUCUUCGUGCAUUGGAAAGCAGUUCGCAUUGUUCCAACUCCGUCAUUUAA